Messenger RNA from Lactuca saligna, 764 nucleotides. The record is from the annotation of a GenBank genome assembly. NCBI's taxonomy places the organism in Eukaryota, Viridiplantae, Streptophyta, Magnoliopsida, Asterales, Asteraceae.
ACAAAUUUAAAAUAUCUAUUUCCAAUUCUUAUAAACAACACAUUUGUUGAAGUACUCACAUAUUUCCCUUUGAUUUCAUGUUAAUGGAGACCACCGUUAAACCUCCACAGUCGUCACUCUCCUUACCAUGGAAAGCACGCAUUACUCUUUCCGUCCUCUCCACUGUCAUUGACGCAGCUUGCCGGAAAAACGGCACAAUCAACCGUCCUAUUCUCACCUUAAUCCACAUCCGGAUCCCAUCAUUAUCAAAAUCAAUCAAUGGCGUCGCAUCACACGAUGUCAUUGUUGAUAAGACUCGUAACCUUUGGUUCCGAGUCUACACACCUACACAACACGCCGGUGAAGAUCUCCCAGUGAUCGUGUACUUUCACGGAGGCGGAUUUAUCAUGCUCUCCCCCGAUGUUUUCCCUUACGACGGCAUGUGCCGCCGCAUCGCGAGAAAACUACCAGCUGUUGUUGUUUCUGUGAACUACCGCCUUGCGCCGGAGCAUCGGUAUCCGGCCCAACAUGAUGAUUGCUUCGAUGUGCUGAAGUUUCUUGAUGAUGAAGAGAACAGGUCUAAAUGUUUGCCGGAAAAUGCGAAUCUAUUGCGUUGUUUUCUCGCUGGAGAUAGCGCCGGUGGAAACUUAGCUCAUCACGUUGCUCAACGAGCCUGUGAAUUCAACUUCCGACGACUCAUGGUCACCGGAGUUGUAGCAAUUCAACCAUUCUUUGGCGGCGAGGAGCGAACGGACUCUGAGGCUCGCCUCGCCGGACACCAAUAG